Molecule: messenger RNA, 489 nt
Organism: Thunnus maccoyii (southern bluefin tuna)
Lineage: Eukaryota; Metazoa; Chordata; Actinopteri; Scombriformes; Scombridae
Product: hemoglobin embryonic subunit alpha-like
Exons: 3
Coding region: 1-435 (144 amino acids)
Biological process (GO): oxygen transport; hydrogen peroxide catabolic process
Cellular component (GO): haptoglobin-hemoglobin complex; blood microparticle; hemoglobin complex
Molecular function (GO): oxygen binding; haptoglobin binding; heme binding
Source: RefSeq, a predicted model, not a curated record
AUGACCAGUCUCACUGCUAAGGACAAAAGCGCUGUCAAGGCCUUCUGGGCUAAAAUUGCUCCCAAGGCUGAUGACAUCGGCGCGGAUGCGCUGUCCAGGAUGCUGGUCGUGUACCCGCAGACCAAGACCUACUUCUCCCACUGGAAGGACUUGAGUCCCGGCUCUGCCCCCGUGAAGAAGCACGGAAAAACUGUGAUGGCUGGAGUUGCUGAUGCUGUGUCCAAGAUCGACGACCUGACUGCCGGUCUUCUCACCCUCAGUGAGCUGCAUGCUUUCACUCUGCGAGUGGACCCUGCCAACUUCAAGAUCAUCUCCCACAACAUCCUUGUGGUCCUGGCCAUCAUGUUCCCCGCUGACUUCACCCCUGAGGCCCAUGUGGCUAUGGACAAGUUCCUGGCUGCUCUGGCUCUGGCCCUGUCUGAGAAAUACAGAUAAACAGCUGGAGCAGAAGACUGAGACUUCAGCAAGAGUUCACUCUGCAGAGAAUAA